Fukomys damarensis (Damara mole-rat) is the source of this 8767-nucleotide messenger RNA. RefSeq names its product protein tyrosine phosphatase non-receptor type 14 (gene Ptpn14). Lineage: Eukaryota; Metazoa; Chordata; Mammalia; Rodentia; Bathyergidae. Gene Ontology annotation, biological process: protein dephosphorylation; lymphangiogenesis. Gene Ontology annotation, molecular function: protein tyrosine phosphatase activity. Gene Ontology annotation, cellular component: cytoskeleton. The coding region runs from base 42 to 2591 and encodes 849 amino acids. The transcript has 18 exons. The record is from RefSeq and is a predicted model, not a curated record.
CCCGAAGCCGCUGAGGCCCCGCGGACUGAGAGCGCCCAGCCAUGCCGUUCGGCCUGAAGCUCCGCCGCACGCGGCGCUACAAUGUCCUGAGCAAGAACUGCUUCGUCACCCGCAUCCGCCUGCUGGACAGCAGCGUCAUCGAGUGCACGCUGUCGGUGGAGAGCACGGGCCAGGAGUGCCUGGAGGCCGUGGCGCAGAGGCUGGAGCUGCGCGAGACGCACUACUUUGGCCUUUGGUUCCUCAGCAAGAGCCAGCAAGCCCGAUGGGUGGAGCUAGAGAAGCCACUGAAGAAACAUCUGGACAAAUUCGCUAAUGAGCCUCUGCUGUUCUUCGGAGUCAUGUUUUAUGUGCCAAAUGUGUCAUGGCUUCAGCAAGAGGCCACCAGAUACCAGUAUUACCUGCAAGUCAAAAAAGACGUGCUCGAAGGGCGUUUACGUUGUUCACUGGAGCAGGUGAUCCGGCUGGCCGGCCUGGCGGUGCAAGCUGACUUUGGAGACUAUAAUCAGUUUGAUUCUCAAGAUUUCCUCCGAGAGUAUGUGCUCUUUCCUAUGGACUUGGCCCUGGAAGAGGCUGUUCUGGAGGAGCUGACGCAGAAGGUCGCACAGGAGCACAAGGCCCACAGUGGGAUCCUGCCCGCCGAGGCCGAGCUGAUGUACAUCAACGAAGUGGAGCCGCUGGACGGGUUCGGGCAAGAGGUCUUCCCCGUGAAGGACAAUCAUGGAAACAGUAUGCAGCUUGGCGUUUUCUUCAUGGGGAUUUUCGUGAGGAACAGAAUCGGAAGACAAGCAGUGAUAUACAGGUGGAGCGAUGUCGGGACGGUCACCCACAACAAGUCCAUGAUCCUGGUGGAGCUGCUCAGCAAGGAGGACACGGCCCUGUUCCACAUGGAUGACAUCGAGAAUGCCAAAUAUGUUUCUCGGUUAUUUACGACACGGCACAAGUUUUAUAAACAAAACAAAAUCUGCACCGAGCAGUCUGCGUCUCCGCCUCCCAUCCGACGCCAGCCCACCUGGAGCCGCUCCUCGCUGCCCCGGCAGCAGCCGUACAUCCUGCCUCCCGUGCACGUCCAGUGCAGCGAGCCCUACUCAGAAACACACACGUCACAAGACAGCAUUUUCCACGGGAAUGAAGAGGCCUUGUAUUGCAACUCUCACAACAGCCUGGAACUGAGCUACUUAAAUGGCACCGUCACCAACGGCAGCGUGUGCAGUGUGCACAGCGUCACCUCCCUGAGCUGCCCGCAGAGCUUCCUGCAGACCUCGCCGGUGUCCUCCAACCUCAGCAUCCCCGGGAGCGACAUCAUGCGGGCCGACUACGUCCCCAGCCACCGGCAUAGUGCCAUCAUCGUGCCGUCCUACCGGCCGACUCCUGACUACGAGACCGUCAUGCGGCAGAUGAAGAGGGGGGCCAUCCACGGGGACAGCCAGAGCCAGUCCCUGCGCAACCUCAGCCUGCUCGGCGCCCACGCCUACAGCCAGCCCGAGGAGCUGGUGUACAGCCAGCCGGAGAUGCGCGACCGGCACCCCUACACCAUGCCCUACACCCCGCAGGUGGGCUACGGCCACGCACUGAAUCUGGAGAAGCAGAAGAUCGCGAGCCUGGAGGCGCAGAAAAGGCCGCUGAUGUUGGCAGCGCUGAACGGCCUCUCGGUGGCCCGGGUCACGGGGCGGGAAGAUUGUCACCACGGAGCCGCCCGAAUCCCCAUGGACGAGAGGUUCAGGACCCUGAAGAAGAAGCUAGAAGAGGGCAUGGUGUUCACAGAAUAUGAGCAGAUUCCAAAGAAAAAGGCCAACGGCGUCUUCAGCACCGCGACUCUGCCGGAAAAUGCUGAGCGCAGCCGGAUCCGCGAGGUGGUUCCUUACGAGGAGAACCGCGUGGAGCUGAUGCCAACCAAAGAGAACAACACUGGCUACAUCAACGCAUCCCAUGUCAAGGUGGUGGCCGGGGGUGCAGAAUGGCACUACAUCGCUACACAGGGGCCCCUGCCGCACACGUGCCACGACUUCUGGCAGAUGGUGUGGGAGCAGGGGGUGAACGUGAUCGCCAUGGUGACCGCGGAGGAGGAAGGCGGACGAAACAAAAGCCACCGAUACUGGCCCAAACUGGGUUCCAAGCACAGCUCAGCCACCUACGGCAAGUUCAAGGUCACCACGAAGUUCCGGACAGAUUCUGGUUGCUAUGCAACCACAGGCUUGAAGGUCAAGCACCUUUUGUCCGGACAGGAAAGGACAGUGUGGCAUUUGCAAUACACAGACUGGCCGGACCACGGCUGCCCAGAGGAUGUCCAAGGGUUUUUGUCCUACCUGGAGGAGAUCCAGUCGGUCCGUCGCCAUACCAACAGCAUGCUGGAAGGUGCCAAGAACCGGGCCCCUCCGAUUGUAGUCCACUGCAGCGCUGGCGUGGGCAGGACCGGGGUGGUCAUCCUCUCGGAGCUGAUGAUCUGCUGCCUGGAGCACAACGAGAAGGUGGAGGUCCCCGUGAUGCUGAGGCUGCUCCGGGAGCAGAGGAUGUUCAUGAUCCAGACCAUCGCGCAGUACAAGUUUGUCUACCAGGUCCUCAUCCAGUUCCUCCAGAACUCCAGACUCAUAUAACCCCAUCCGGCUCCACACGCAGACACAGCAGAGACCCGAGCCUGCACAGGAGACGCGAGCUGGAUCACCCACCAACGUCGUGUAUUAUUUUAUACGAGAUAAUUUAUUUUUUCUCUUUGGAAUAAGAUUUAUGAAUUAUUAUACUGCAGUUGUCACCGUGAUACAGUACGUUGCAUUUGAACCACACUUUUGACUGAUCUGCAUUGUAAGACAUCGGCAGGGAAGGUGGCCUGGUGGGUCCCUCCGAGGACGGAGGCAGAAGGGAGCACAUCUCCAGUGAAUCAGCAGCCAGGUCUAUAACCCAGCCUGAGACCCAUCGUCUUAACUGCUCGUGUCAAAAAUCAAAGUGGGGCCGGGGGUGUAGCUCAGUGGUGCCGUCGCCUGCCUCAAAAGCAGAAGGACCUGAGUUCGAUCCCCAGUUCCAAAACAAAAAACAAAAAAAUCAAAGUGGCAAGAAAAUGAGUUCAUCAGGAAAUAGAAGGCAAGAGGCCAAGACCCUUCCUGGAGGGAGAAGCACUCUUCUAUUUUGAGGGCUCAUGAGGCAUGAUAAAGUGUCCUGUCCUUUAUUUCUGCCUUCAUCCUUAAUCACCUCUUCUCCCACUACCCAUACCCCUGUACCCCGAGCUUGCUUAAAGAUAGGAAAGAGAAAGGGCACCCCUGGGAGGCGGGAGUAGCACCUCGGCCGUGUCUUGUCCUGGCCUCUGCAGCCCGUCUGCCGUGUGGGGCCUGUGCCCGGGAGCCUGCUGCUUCUCCGGGUUGCUCGCAGGGCCUGCCCUGUGGUGUGGAGGACCGGUGUGAUCCGUCUCCAGCAGUCACGGUCGGAGGAAAAGUCACGAAGGGAACAGCGGGGAGCACUGCCUGCCAGGAGCCGCUUGGCACAAGGAGCAGGGCAGGGCCGCUCCUGUGGACUUGAGCUCACGGCCCGCGUCUCACUGUGUCCUUACCAAGUGCCCUGCUUUCCUUCUCUCUGCUGGCCGUGCUCAGCGAUGGUGUUCGCCACCCUCAGCUUCUUCCCUGUGACCGAAUUUCUUAGUGCACAGAAAGCACAUCUCACACUCUUUCCUGCUUCCUGAAUUUUGGGCAGUUUUUCCUUCUGAGGUAUCUUUUUUUAAACACAGCUUUUACAUUCCGGUUCUGUUCUCAGAAAUGACUUAGGUCGGCUGUCCCAUGUACUUUCCUCCAUUGCUGUCCAGGUUUGUGCUUUGUUUUGUUUUCCUGAGCUGAACAGAUAGUAUCAAGUGGAAAGAGCAUGGCUCUGGGCCUCCCUGCCACACAUGGGACAGGCACCAGUGGACAGUGACCCAACUCCGCUUCAGUUCCGGCCAGGUCGUGGUGACCAUGCUGUGGGUGUAGACUCCUCCUCUCUCGUCUCCUCCAAGGUGUGAAGUCAGCUCAGGAGUGUGACUGCCUCUGAGCUGGGUAGAUACCAGGGUCUUGGUGUGUGCUCUGAAAAGGAAACCAUUCAUUUCCAGUGCAACAGAGAUGCCGAUCACCAGGCUGAAGGGAUUUUGUUUCCAGUUCUUGGAGAUCUUUUUGUCCUCGGGACAGUUGAACAGUUGGCGUUGGUUCCCAGUUUACUGUAUGAUGAAGAGCUUCAGCGUGGGCACUGGGGAAGAGGCUUGAUUUGAGAUCUCUUUGGGCUCAUCCUUCAGGGCUUCCUUCAACCCAUCCACUGUUCCCAUCUUGUGCUACAAGAAUGCUCAUUAAAGCACAGGAUGCAGGAGGAAGUGGGUGGAAAAUCCAACUUCCCAGCCAGAGUUUGUAUGGAAAACAUUCGAGUCACUCCAUAGAUGUCAUUUUUUAAAAAAUGCUCCAGGUUCUUUAGAACGUUUUGCACUCAUUUCACACCUCCAGCGAAUGCCAGCGUGUCUCCUGUUAAAUUAGCAGCAGCCAGUUAAGUCCUGUUCAUGGCAUCUACAUAAUAAUUAUCCAGAGAUGCUUUAUACCUGGGAAGCAAGCCAGGGAGUAAACCUCGAAGCAAAGUGUAUUAAAUUAGUUAUCUAGUUAGGGCUUUGGGAAUGGUUUCCUGAUGAUGUAUCAAGUCUGAUGCUGGAGCUGUCAGGGUCUGUUGCUGCUGGUAGGAUUAGAAGAGAGAAAAUUAAAAAUGGAAGAAAUAAAAGACACCAAAUCAGGAGCAGGCUGUCUUCUGGCCUGUGGUUUUGAAGCUGCCCAGUCGAAAUACUUUGUCCCUUCACUUGCUGUCCCUGGGAUAUGUGGACUGGAAGCAUUCGUCCUGGUUCACAGUGGUCCCUCAAUGUCUUCAUCCCUGACACGCGGAGAGGCGGCCUGUAGUUGGUUGUGCUGGCUUCUGAGGAGAUACCACGCAUUUGCAGGCCGCUGUCACAUCUCCACCCAGCUCUGCCGUGCACAGCAAGUGAGGAUCCAGCUGCUUUAGAGGAAGAGGACAGACGUUGACUUCUCCCCAUGUGAGCAGAGGUGCAUGUUUACACGCAAGUGAGCCAGCCGGGGUAGGGGCGGACAGCUCUGCCUGGAAUAUCUUGAGUCAGGGAGCUUAGACACAAUUUUCCUUGUACGAACUUUGUGACUCUAGAUUGAGAGGAACAGCUACUCCUGAUUAUGACGGAGCCACCCUGCCUCGCUAUCUUCCGCUGCCUCCUGAGUCUGCCUGCCUCGGGGUUUCCUGCAGACGCUGCCGGGCUGGACUCCUGCAGCCUUGGUCCUGCCUCCUCUUGGUUUUCUCUUUUAGCUGUAGACGCCAUUGGGCAUGGCAGGCUGGCAUUCUUAGCCAGCUGAGUGCUCCUUCUCAUCUUGCUAGUUUAAUGCAGGCCAUCCUUCGUGGUUCCAGUAAUUGAGCCUGUUUUCUGUGACUGCAGAAACUUCACGUGGAUCAGCUGGUACAGACCUUGUCUCUUCUCCCUGCAGGGCAGGGACCCCCAUAGGUGCCCUUCCUGUGAGUUACAUAGGACAGCAUGUGGAGUAGGCAGCCUGGCUCGGUGAGAAGCUUGCCAUGGUGACAGUCGUGCCACACGGUGAGUGGCUGUGUCCCAGGGCUUGGAAGUCGCGCUUUGCAGAGGCACUGGUGGCCUUGUAACAAAACAGGUGUGUCGGGAGUGCGGUCAGCUUGGGCCGCUGUUGGCGUUGGUCUGCUGUUCAUUCGUUCCCAGUGUUGGAAGAGACUGGGGCACCUCAGAGGGAGGAAUCCCGGAAAUGUCCAGGGGUCCCCAAGGAGCUCUCAUGAUGGCUUUCGUCCCUAGGGUCUCAGUUUUCCCAUCUGAGCAAAGACCCUGUUGCUGUGUCCCAGUUUGUCGUCUGUGGUUGUGAUGAGACACGCGCCAUGCUCUUAUCUAGGGAUUUCUUUCAUGAGUGGAGUAGCAGCUCUUCCGGCUGCCAGAUGGGGAAACAGGAGUCUCCCUGUGGGCAGUGCCCACAGCCUGCUUAGCUCUGCAGGGCGGACCUGAGCGGCAAGUUGGGAAUUUGCAUUUGACGCUUCCCCUAGAGGGGAAAGGCUCUGGUCUUUACCUCAGCCCCUGAAUCAUUCGGGGCAAAACCCCUCACUGGUGACUGUGUCGGAAGGGCCGGCACUGAGCGUGGCAGGCGGGUGAAGGAACCAAACCCUGCCGGCCUGAAUCGCCCCACGGCGGUGUGGCUCGGAGGUUCUGUGACACCCAGCCUCAGUUUACCCAGUCAGGACCUGGCAUGGCCUGUACCCCAACCGCUGGCAGCUUCUGUGUGUCCCUUGUGUACUCAGGUAGCAUUGCAACCGGUGGACCGAUCACCUUUUUGGAUGUAGCUGCAUCUUCCUUCUCAGGAAGACUACAAAGCUCCUCAUGGACACCACGGCACUGGCAUCGCUCGAUGGCACGCACAGGGUGUGCAGUGGUACAGGACAAGGAAGGGGCUGCAUCUGUCCCUGCUGUCCUCGCCCUUGUUCCUGCUUCCCAUUUUAAAAACAGACUGGGGGACCCUGAGUUGCAAAGCAGGAGGCCGGAGCUCAGGCAGCCUGCACGUGACAGGUGUCCAUCACUAUCCCUUCUGCUUUCCUGUGGACCACUUUCCUUUGGGCAUCUCUUUUCCUCAAACUUGCCCCAAGUUUGCCCAAAGAGGGGCCCUCUGUCGGGAGAGCGGGAUGGAGGGGCUCAGGUCAGCCUGAAUUUCCCGUCCACGAGGCUCUGAUUCGCAGUCUCUGGAGCCCUCAGUGUCUCGCCUUUCUGUGACGUCGGUGUGGGGAAGGUGCUGGUGUUGCUUUCACCCUGGCGCAGGAAGCCAGGGGUGCUGCCAGGGCACAAGUCCCCAGGGGGCCCAGCAGGGCGACUGUGGUGCCCCAUCCUGCUGGGCCGGGGCUGGAGUUCCCGUCUUCCUCCCAAGGCCCUGAGGGCUCUGGCUUUUCUUAUGGCGGGGAGGAUCAGCUGUCCACAGUGCCCUUUCUUCGCCUGCCUUAUCCCUGCCGCCCCUACAAGAGCCUUAAACCUGGUCCUAGACAGUCACUGGCUCACACCUCUCCAAAAUGUGCAGUUAGAAGUCUAAUUUCAAUUCUUUUUCAUUUUUCUUUUUUUUUUCUUUUCCAAAAAGCUUAUAUGAUUUCAAGGAAUAAGAUCUGGUAAGGAAAAAUACCAGGAAUGAAGAUAGCUAGAAAACUGUCAGCCAGGCACGGUAACGCACGCCUGUGAUCCCAGCACUCUGGGAGGCCAAGGCAGAAGGAUGACAAGUUCAUUCCAAGCCUGGGCAACUUGGUGACUUAAAUGACCGUGUCUUAAAAAAAUAGAAAAGCCAGAAUGUAGCUCGGUGCAUAGACCCCGGGCUCCAUCCCCAGCACCGCCAAAAUAAAGAAAACUGGCAGCAGCCCGGCGGUCACUGUGAGCCACGUUUCACUUCCUGAUGAGGACUCAGUCCUGGAGGAAAUGCGAGGAAAGCAGGGAUGGGCCUGCGCGCUGUCGGGGAAUGCCGCAGUGUAGACGUGUCCAGUCUCACCAGCUUCCUGGGCCCGAGGAGCUGCCCUUCCCGCCCGCUUCCUUCAGGGAAUCACAAAUGCUACGUCCUGAGAGGGCAGCCGUCUCGGGAAUGCGGCCUUGAGGUUUCCGUGCCCGGCCUCCCAGGCGCUGCCCUGCCGGGCUCCUCCUCCCCUCUGCAGCCUUAGCUGAGAAAAACACAGAGAGAUACAGCAUCCGCGGAAGCUGUCGUCCAGAGCCAGCCAUCUCGUUUCUUUUUCAACUCGAACAUUGUAAAAUUUGACUGCAACUUCCUUCGAACUCUCUCGCCACUGUUUGGUGUCCCGAAGCCCUUUAACCUUAUCCUUUGGGACAGAGGCCCACUCUUCAUCGGAGAUGGUUUCCUGCCUGUGUUCUUGGUGCCCUCUGUGGCCGGCCGGCCCGCCUGCGGAUGCCGUGGGUAUAGAGGAAGAGGCACGCACCGGUGAGCGUUGUCUAAGCAGACCCCCCGUCACCUGUUACAUCACGAAAGAGGUCGGUCUAGUGCGUUGCUGGACUGUUGGACUCUGCUUCGUUCAGUAUUUCCAUGCUUUGCUUGGUCUGUUUUGUAAAAUGUUGCAAAUACCGGCACCCUUCAGAAUAGUUCACACCAGCAGGCUUUGGUUUGAAAUGAUACAGAAGGCCCCCGCCGGCCAGAGUACAGGCGCGGACUGGCCCCCGCACAGCCCGCGUGUGAGGAGCGACCCCCGAGGAGCAGCCGGCGCCCCUUCUGUCGUCAGUGUUGAAAAUGCAUUCCAGGUUGGGGCUUGGGGUCCCCGGGACGCUCUCCUCCUCCCGAGUGACCGCUUGCUGUGCUGCCAGAGGGGCUGUGAGGAGACGCAGGGCUGAGACGUGAAAGCACAUUCCCGGGCCGGGGAGCGGUUCGGUCUCGAGCCAAGUCGACUGUACUUGGGUACAGACUGCCUUCCAGUCUGAUAAUGUUGAAAGCCUUAAGUAAAGCUAUGCAUGCUUCUUCUAUGUGCUAUUUUAUAUCAGUAAAUAAGCUUAUGCUUGCCAGUUUCAUACACAAGGGUGAGGUGUGUAAAACUGCCUUUGACAGUAUUUUUUGCACUGUUUCCUGUCUGUUUUUAUAAAGUCUUAUUUAGAUGUCCGUCUCAGCGGAAGUUCUUACUGCCGUCAUUACUGUAAAAUAUUUCAUAUGUGCCUUUGCAAAUGUGAGAUCUUUAUUCAAACCUUUUUUGUAAGAGAUAUAUAUUGAUUUCCAUACACAAUAAACCUUUUGUUUUUCAG